Gaeumannomyces tritici R3-111a-1 is the source of this 5350-nucleotide messenger RNA. RefSeq lists its product as hypothetical. Gene Ontology annotation, cellular component: membrane; intracellular membrane-bounded organelle. The coding region runs from base 958 to 4968 and encodes 1336 amino acids. The transcript has 2 exons. Gene Ontology annotation, molecular function: P-type calcium transporter activity; ATP binding; ATP hydrolysis activity. NCBI's taxonomy places the organism in Eukaryota, Fungi, Ascomycota, Sordariomycetes, Magnaporthales, Magnaporthaceae. Gene Ontology annotation, biological process: intracellular calcium ion homeostasis; calcium ion transmembrane transport. The record is from RefSeq and is a predicted model, not a curated record.
UUGUAUUCCAUCCAUCGGGCGGAGCACACGAGAGUGCUGCCACCACCUCUUGUAAAACACACAACAUGCCCCCCAAUGCUGCUCAUGUGCCCCGGCGCAUGGCCUCAGCCUCUCGGUUGAAUGGCUGAGCCUCAAUCGUGGGGAAACCCAGCGCCCGACCGAGGGCGGGCGGGCAGGCUGGGCGAGCAGGAGGUGGCCACGUGAGCACAGCGCAGCCCGCAGCCCUCCACGCCCAGACAUGCGGGCCCGCCUCCGCUUGGCGAUGCCCAGUUGGCUGGCGGUCCGGCCAUUCACGGCUUGAUGACGCUUCCGCCAAGGACGUCGGUCGGCCCCAGGGCGGUCGACACCCCUGCUGCUCGGCGGACUGGUGAUUUUUUGCUCUUCGUUGGCACUGUUGGCCGCCCAGCGCCCAGCCUUCCCUUUAUUAUCUCCCUUUCUUUCUUUUUUGUCCCGUCCCCACCCCGGGUUCCUCCUUUCCUUUUUUGUCCCAUUCUCUCGUUCCUGCCAUCUGGCUGCUGCUUCUUGUGGUGCCGUAAACCAGCAGCACAGGCCCGACCCCAGCAUCCAGACUCCGGCCGGCCCAGACCUUUGUUCGACCUCGGACCAGCCCCGAUUGGCACCCGGCUCACCGCUCCAGACGCGGGUCGCCGUUCCACCGCUUUGUCCCAGCCACCAGUCCCAGCCGCCGGAACACCACGCUUCCAGGCGGGUUCUCCCUAGAACGUAGGCUGCAGAGACCAGAGCACACGAAUUAGUUCUUGUACGAGCCAAGAGGCCACUACGUGUGACAAGAAACUGCCCGACACUGCCCCGAGUUCUUCUGUCCACUAGUCCGCUUUGUGCGGCGUCAUUGGGCUUUGGAUCCUCCUGACGCGGUUGCCCGCACUGUAUCGGAAGCACGGCUGAAUCUUGCCCGCCACCUCUCGGCGACGGACCUCGCUUGCUUUGCGCACGCCGAUGGCCGACCAUGAGACAAGGUCCGCGUCCCCAACGGGGAUGGCGUCCCCGACGUCUAUUACAUUCGCCGAGAACACCACACCGCCCAAAAGCAGCACCCCGACCAAACCCGACGAACUCGACCUGACCGACAGCCAUCCUGUGCCCAACAACCGCUUCGCCUUCACGCCGGCCCAGCUAAACAAGCUAGCUACCGCCCGCACUAUUGCCGCGCUCGAUGCCUUCGGCGGACUGCACGGCCUGGCCGCGGGGCUGCGCACCGAUCUCGCCGCCGGCCUCAGCGUCGACGAAGCCAGCUUCGAUGACACCGUCGCCUUUGAAGAGGCCGUUGCGGCGGGUAAGGAGCACCGGAAGCCCAAAACCAUGCCACUCCCGAGUGACGGAAAGAAGGGACACGAGCUCGCACCCGCCUUCAAGCUAGAGUUUGGCGCCGAACAGAAAGGUUUCACCGACCGCCGGCGCAUCUUUGGCGAGAACAGGGUGCCGCGGCGCAAGCAAAAGUCCUUCUUGCAGCUGGCCUGGAUUGCCUUCAACGACAAGCUCAUGUUCCUCCUCACCGUUAGCGCCACCAUCUCGCUGGCCCUGGGCAUCUAUGAGACGGUAUCCUCCAGCAACGAUGAGCCCAAGAUCCAGUGGGUCGACGGCGUUACCGUCGUGGUGGCCAUUGUUGUCAUCGUUUUCGCGACCGCCACGACCGACUGGCGCAAGAACGCGAAGUUUGCCAAGCUGACCGCGCGGAAGGAGCAGCGAGAUGUUAAGGUCAUACGGUCCGGCAAGACACAGAACAUCUCGAUCUACGACCUGCUCGUCGGCGACGUCAUGCACAUCGAAACUGGCGACGUCGUGGCCGUUGACGGCGUGCUUAUCCGCGGCUCUGGCAUCCAGGUGGACGAAUCGUCGCUGUCAGGCGAGUCGGAUCUAGUGCAUAAAUCGGCGGUCGCGCAGGGCAAGGGCGAGGAGGUGAGCGGCAUCGCCAGCCUCAAGCAGUCGGCGGUGCAUCGCGUGUCCGCGUCUGACCCCUUCAUCCUCAGCGGCACCACCGUCAACGGCGGCGUCGGCAGCUACCUCGUCAUUUCCGUAGGCGUCAACUCCACUUUCGGCCGCACGCUUCAUCUGGUUCAAAACGACGUCGAGCCGACACCGCUGCAGCAGAAGCUGGGGAAGCUGGCGAAACAGCUCAUCACGUUUGGAGUGAUUGCUGGUUUCAUCUUCUUCCUCAUUUUGUUCAUCCGCUUCGUGGUCAAUGUGACAAAACAAAAUCCUCUAAAAACGCCAUCCGAGAACGCGAUGACCUUUUUCAAGACCUUGAUCCUCGCAGUCACCGUCAUUGUCGUGACGGUCCCCGAGGGGCUGGCUCUGGCCGUCACCCUCGCUCUCGCGUUUGCUACGUCGAGAAUGUUGCAGGAUAACAACCUCGUGCGCAUGAUCAGAUCCUGCGAGGUCAUGGGUAACGCUACAUGCAUCUGCUCCGACAAGACGGGAACCCUGACGCAAAAUAAAAUGACGGUUGUUGCGGGCCAUAUCGGAAUGUCGGACAGUUUUGGGGACGCCGUCGUGGGCACCUCCCCUGGCAGUCUGGGGAAUGUCCCCAACAGCCAGGCAAGCGCGUCGGGGGAGGAAGUCGAUGAGACGGAAAAGAAAGCCAUGAGGAAAUCCACUGAGACGCCUGCUGCCGCCGUGGCUUCGCCGCCUGCGAGCAGAGACACGGGUCCGAUGGGGCUGAUGCAGUCGCUCACGACCGAGGCCGGGGCCCUGAUCAAGGACGGCAUUGCGCUCAACUCGACGGCGUUCGAGGACGGCGAUGGCAAGUACGUGGGCAUGAGCACCGAGACGGCCCUGCUUGACUUUGCGCGCAGCUACCUGGGCAUGGGCCCGGUCAACGAGGAGCGUGAAAACGCCAACAUUGUCGACCUCCUGCCCUUUGAUGCGUCCAACAAGUGGAUGGCUGUCAUGGUGCAGCUGCCGAACGACCGAGGAUUCCGCAUGUUUGUCAAGGGCGCCGCAGAGGUGGUGCUCGGGCGCUGCAAGACGAUCCUCACCGACCCGACCGGCAGCAAGGAGCAGGGCGGGAGCGGACUGACAGCAGAGGAGCUCCCCGAAGAGACGCGGGCGGAGCUCCGAGAGACUGUCUGCUCUUACGCUGUCCAGAUGCUCCGCCCCGUCGCCAUGGCCUACCGCGACUUCAAGGACCCCAGCGAGAUCUUCCGCGACCCCAAGGAUCCGACCUCGGUCCGCUUCCGUGAGCUCUUCAGGACCUCGGGGCUAACGUGGACCUGCAUCUUCGGCAUCAAGGACCCGCUCCGCCCCGAGGUCAUCGACUCGGUGCGGCAGUGCCAGGAGGCCGGCGUGCUUGUUCGCAUGGUCACUGGCGACAACUUCCUGACGGCCAAGGCUAUCGCGUCGGAAUGCGGCAUCUACACGGCCGGCGGCGUGGCCAUGGAUGGCCCGACCUUCCGACGACUCACCCCUAUGCAGAUGGACAUCAUCAUCCCGAGGCUUCAGGUGCUCGCGAGAUCGAGCCCGGAAGACAAGCUGACCCUUGUGUCGCACCUCAAAAAGAUGCACGAGACCGUGGCCGUGACUGGCGACGGCACCAACGACGCCCUGGCCCUGAAAGCUGCCGAUGUCGGCUUUGCCAUGGGUGUCCAAGGCACCGAGGUGGCCAAAGAGGCGGCGUCCAUCAUCCUUCUUGAUGACAACUUUAAAUCCAUUGUGAAAGCGCUCCUCUGGGGCCGAACCGUCAACGACGCCGUUCGCAAGUUCCUGCAGUUCCAGUUCACCAUCAACAUCACCGCCGGUACCCUGACCGUGGUGUCGGAGCUUGCUGGCGACAACGUCUUCAAAGUCGUGCAGCUGCUGUGGAUGAACCUCAUCAUGGACAUCUUUGCAUCGGUCGGCCUCGCCACCGACUGGCCGUCGGAGGAUUUUUUGAAGCGCAAGCCGCAGCCGCGCCGGGCGCCUCUGGUCAGCAUCACCAUGUGGAAGAUGAUCCUUGGCCAGGCCCUGUACCAGCUCAUUGUCAUCUUCACGCUUCACUACGUCGAGAGCGACAUCUUCACCCAAACCAUGGUGUUCAACACCUACAUCAUGUUCCAGCUUUUCAACCAGCACAACUGCCGCCGCGUCGACAACAAGCUCAACAUCUGGUACCAGGGUGUGCUGCGCAACCCCUUCUUCCUGGGGGUCCAGCUCGCCACCAUUGCAGGCCAGAUGGUCAUCAUCUGGAAGGGCGGCGAGGCGUUCGACACGGUGCCCUUGGACGGCCCGCAGUGGGGAUGGUCGCUGCUAUUUGGCGUCAUGCCCAUCCCGCUCGGCGCGGCGCUGCGCUGCGUGCCCGACCACUACGUCGAGAGCGCAUUCCGGGUCCUGGGCCGGGUCCUGCGCUUUUUCAAGCCGGCGGCUAUGCUCCUGGUCCCCUCCCGGUUCAGCAAGGUCAAGCGCAAGCACAACCUCGAGCGGCGCCAGAGCCGCAUCAGCGCCGCCACGGCAGGCGAUGACGACGAGGAGCUCGGGCGGCUCGAGGACUGGAUCCUGCACGCGGGCGCCGUCCUGCGGCGGCCCAUCGACUACGGCAUCCCGGGCUACGCAGAGCCGGGCGGCGCGCACGCGGGCAUCUCGCUCGAGAGCCGCAUCCAGAUCAUGCCGGCGGCGCAGAGGCAGGCCCUCGCGGCCGCGGCGCAGGUGCACGCCAUGGCGUCGGGCGGCGGGUCCGUGGACCUGGGCGCGCUCAUCGAGGCGUCGCGCACGGCGGCCGAGGGCGGCAGGUCGGAGGGGCAUCUGAGCCGCGAGGCGGAGCACCAGGGCUUCGAGGUGCACCCGGACACCAACCGCGAGGACCCAAUCAUGCCGAGCCAGGUCGUCGACCAGGACAAGUGGAAGAAGGUCCCGCCCAGCCAGGAUCCGGACGUGGUCCGCUACCUGGCGUCGCAGAACAUCCGGACCGGCGAGGCCAAGAAGGAGGGCCAUGGCCAUGUUCGCCCUAUCGUAUUCGGGCCUUCGGCAGGGGGGUAAUCUCUUAUUUUUUUCUAGCUCAUGAUUGUCUUUCUAGUUCUUGAUCGCCCCAGCGAUUCCUGGGCGUUUUUCUUUCCGAUACAGGAUCUAAUUCACGAAUUACGACCAUAACACCUAUACAAAUCUUGACGAACAAGCUUCGUUCUUUGUUGCGCGCGUUGGUUUUUACGCCUUCUGGAAGGGGGACGUCGGCGGAAGAAUGGAGGUUCAUCUUUUCAAUCAAACAACCUCUUCGGUCUGCUUCUUGUUUCUUCGCUUUAUAUCGUGCUCUCCGGGCUUUUCUGCGGCACUCUGGUUUUCGUAGCACUGGCCGACGCCGCAAAAGUAUCUACUCCAUCGUGCAAUCUUGCAAAUGCCACCAUCAAGGCCACUCCAUUGCCCA